This is a messenger RNA of Racocetra fulgida, 196 nucleotides long. The record is from the annotation of a GenBank genome assembly. Lineage: Eukaryota; Fungi; Glomeromycota; Glomeromycetes; Diversisporales; Gigasporaceae.
AUGGAUCAGGAGUUAUCAUUAUCUAAUAAUAAAUCUGUAACUAAUAAAGAACUUAUGGAUCAGAAAUUAUUAUUAUCUCCUUUAACUAAUGAAGAACUUACGAAUCAGGAAUUAUCAUUAUCUCUUGUAACUAAUAAAGAACUUAUAGAUCAGGAAUUAUCUUCAUUUAAUAAUGCUAUAACAAAAGAACUUACGG